Alnus glutinosa is the source of this 1599-nucleotide messenger RNA. RefSeq names its product probable choline kinase 1. Bases 370 to 1407 code for a protein of 345 amino acids. Gene Ontology annotation, cellular component: cytoplasm. Lineage: Eukaryota; Viridiplantae; Streptophyta; Magnoliopsida; Fagales; Betulaceae. The transcript has 8 exons. Gene Ontology annotation, molecular function: choline kinase activity; ethanolamine kinase activity. Gene Ontology annotation, biological process: phosphatidylethanolamine biosynthetic process; phosphatidylcholine biosynthetic process. The record is from RefSeq and is a predicted model, not a curated record.
ACACGCGUCGUUUGCCAUUGGAUAACGACUACCCAAAACUUAACACCGUUGGGAAUCGGUCAGUUUCAGUUGGGCACGGUAACCUCACCUGUUCCAGAAUCUCCACCAAGAUUCAACUCCUGCUGGAUUUUCUAAACGUGGCAACUCCCUAUUUGUUGGAUCUGCGGUCUCUGAUUCCGAUGCGUGCAGAGCGAUAAUCCAAGGGACCCAGAUAGAUAGAUAUUAUAUUGCUAUUUGUUUCGGUAAUGGGAACGAAGGAAAAGGAAAUUCUGGGUCAAGCUCACAUAAACACAAUCACAUCCCAUAAUUUGAUUAUCUCUGAUUCUAAAGUUGAACUUUGUUACGAUUCCCUCAUAGUAUUGAAGCACCAUGGCCAUAAAGACAAAUGGGUUUGUCAAAGAUUGUCUUCCUGAGGAACUAAAGAAAGUGCUUCGAUCAGUGGCUGCCAGCUGGGGCGACGUGAUCGAUGAUAUGGGGGCCUUGCGUGUGAUCCGAUUAAGCGGUGCAAUGACUAAUGAGGUUUACCAGAUAAACUGGCCUACAAAGAACGGUGAGAUUGUCAGAAAGGUCUUGGUUCGUGUUUAUGGUGAAGGCGUGGAAGUUUUCUUUAACAGGGACGAUGAGAUUAGGACGUUUGAGUGCGUGUCAAAGCACGGGCAGGGUCCACGCCUUCUCGGGCGGUUCCCAGAUGGGCGGGUCGAGGAGUUCAUUCAUGCUAGAACAUUAUCAGCUGCUGACCUCCGAAAUCCUGAAAUUUCUGCCCUCAUAGCAGCUAAGAUGAGAGAGUUCCACAAUCUUGAUAUGCCUGGUCCAAAGAAUGUACUCCUCUGGAACAGAAUGAGAAACUGGCUUUGCGAGGCCAAAAGUUUGUGUUCCCCACAAGACAGAAAGGAAUUUUGCUUGGAUACUCUAGAGGAGGAAAUUAGUAUGCUACAGAAAGAGUUGUCACAUGAUCAUCUAGAUGUUGGAUUUUGUCACAAUGACCUGCAAUAUGGUAACAUAAUGAUGGAUGAAGAGACAAGAUCAAUCACUAUCAUUGAUUACGAGUAUGCAAGUUACAACCCCGUUGCUUAUGACUUUGCAAACCAUUUCUGUGAAAUGGCAGCAGAUUACCAUUCUGAGACACCUCAUGUUUUAGACUAUGGUAAAUAUCCAGGUCUGGAGGAGCGCCAAAGAUUCGUCCGCAUGUAUUUGAGUUCAACAGGCGAUGCACCCACUGAGGAACAAGUGGAGCAGGUAGUCCAGGAUGUGGAGAAAUACACUCUUGCAAACCAUCUCUUUUGGGGCAUAUGGGGAAUUAUUUCAGAUUAUGUGAACAAGAUUGAUUUCGACUACAUGGAGUAUGCAAGACAGAGAUUUCAUCAGUACCGGCUGAGGAAACCGGCAUUGUUGGGUCCUUCAUUUUGAAUGGUUCUGUAACAUAUUCCACAUGAUAGUGAUGAACUCAUCUGAAUAAUUCAUGUUUAUCUAGAUUUAGUUUUGUGAGAAUCUAAACGUGUAAUAACCGGCUUUUAGAAGGAGGUGGUGUUGGAUGAUCCUCUUGUAACAUUAUAAUAACUUGGUAGAAAAGGUGCAUGGUGCUGGAUCCACUUUUCCCAA